CUGUCAAUCAUCAACCUUCAUGACGAAAGCGGGACAUUCCUAGCGCCAAUUCACCCCGCUUCAUCCAUAAUGCAGCUCUACGAGGGACAUUCAAUCUAUCGUCACUACUACUGAGUAAAUUAUGAUAAAAGCCACAUCUCCAGCCUCGAGAAAAGUUAUUCCUCUUCUUACAUCACUCUUCCACACUUUCCCUCCCAAUUGUAUAUGUCUAUAGCUCUGACCAGACUCCGAGCUCUUUCAUCCCAAAUCCCAAGAAUUACAUCUAUUCACUCCACCACUAGACCUUUUUCUUCCACAAUGUCCACAAAAGACUCCAUCCUCAACUGGGUGAAGCCCGGCGACAACUCUGGCGAGUUCAAGCGUCAAGUCUCCGUCUUCCGCAACUGGAUCGAGAACAAGCCGGACGCCGAGUUCCCAGCUGAAAAGGGCCGCUACCACCUCUACGUCUCCUACGCCUGCCCAUGGGCGCACCGAACGCUCCUCGUCCGCCAGCUCAAGGGCCUCGAAGAAAUCAUCCCCUACACAUCCGUCCACUGGCACCUGGGCGAGAAGGGAUGGCGCUUCUCGACCCCUGACGAGAAGCUUCCCGGCGAGAACGUGACCCCCGACCCUCUUCACCCCAACUUCACGCACCUCCGCGACAUCUACUUCGAGCAGAACCCCGACUACGAGGGCCGCUUCACCGUGCCCACCCUGUACGACAAGAAGCAGAACCGCAUCGUGAGCAACGAGAGCAGCGAGAUCAUCCGCAUGUUCUACACGGCGUUCGACGACAUCAUCGCAGACGAGUACAAGAAGGUCGAGCUUCUGCCCAAGAACCUCGAGAAGGAGAUCGACGCGCUCAACGAGUGGGUCUACAACGACAUCAACAACGGCGUCUACCGCUCCGGUUUCGCUACCUCCGAAGAAGCCUACACAACCGCCGUAACCACCCUCUUCUCCUCCCUCCAAAAGAUCGAAUCCCACCUCGCCUCCUCCACCACCCCGUACCUCCUCUCCGCGCCCGCCCCCACCGAAGCCGACGUCCGCCUCUACACCACCAUCAUCCGCUUCGACCCCGUCUACGUCCAGCACUUCAAGUGCAACAUCCGGGACAUCCGGUCCGGGUUCCCGCACAUCCACCGCUGGGUCCGCCACCUCUACUGGGACAUCCCCGCGUUCAAGGACACCACGCAGUUCGAGCACAUCAAGCUGCAUUAUACGAAGAGCCAUCGCCAGAUUAAUCCGUUUAGUAUCCCGCCUGUGGGACCCGUGCCGGAUAUUCUGGGGAAGGAGGAGGAGGUUGAGGCUGUUAAGGCGGCGCUUGCGGCGCUGAGGAAGUAAGGGGGUAUGCAACUUCUUUAUCACGGCCUUUUUCUUUUCUAGGGGCGAAAUGAAAGUCGGGUGAAGCAAAACUGGAAGGAAUAACAGAGAAGUUUCUGAUCUGGUGGAUAUGAAUCUAUUUAUUGUAUAUAACAUAACAUUUACCACGAAAUAAACGGCCGCCGUUUCUAUUUCAAAAAGAACAUGAAUUCAAACAAAAGUAAAG
This is a messenger RNA of Aaosphaeria arxii CBS 175.79, 1528 nucleotides long. RefSeq lists its product as uncharacterized. The record is from RefSeq and is a predicted model, not a curated record. Lineage: Eukaryota; Fungi; Ascomycota; Dothideomycetes; Pleosporales. Gene Ontology annotation, cellular component: cytoplasm. The transcript has 3 exons. The coding region runs from base 298 to 1323 and encodes 341 amino acids. Gene Ontology annotation, molecular function: glutathione transferase activity.